CGGAGUGGCAAAGCCAAGUCGACGGCGAAGGACGAGUAUCUGAUGGGAGGACAUCGGAUGCCGCCGAUCCCGGUCGCGCUCUCGCUCCUGACCACCUUUCUGUCCGGCAUACUCAUGCUUGGCGUUCCAGCUGAAAUGUUUCAGAGAGGCGUCCAAAUUUGGUUGAAUUUUGUGGUCGGCAUGCUAUCGUCUUUGAUUACCAGCUCAGUAUUUUUACCGGUCUUCCACAAAAUGAAAUGCACUUGUCUUCACGAGUAUUUCAUACACAGGUACAAUUCUACACUUAUCCGUCAGCUCUUCUCUUCCUUGUUUCUUUGUUUCAUCAUCAUGUACAUGUCAAUAGUGAUCUACGCUCCAGCAGUAGCGCUGUCACCGGUUUUGCGAAUCCACAAAUGGUGGUUGGUAUUGAUCUUCGGUCUUAUCACAACGCUUUACACUUGCAUUGGUGGAUUGAAAGCUGUGGUUUGGAGCGACUCAUUACAGGCUGUUCUUAUGUACGGUGGCGUUUUCACGCUGAUAGUACAAGGAUUGCGGCAUCCAAAGGUCGGAGGGUUGGCAAGAGUCUGGCGUAUCGCCGUCGAAAGCGGAAGAACAAGCGAACUCUUCAGAUUCGAUCCACGAAUCGACCAGUACAACAGUGUGUGGAUAAACCUGGUGUCGGGCACGAUCACCUGGGUGGCAUCGUUCGGCGUCAAUCAGCUCGCUAUUCAGCGGUAUGCUAGUCUUCCCACACUGAAGCAAGCACAGCAAAUUAUCUACUACACUCUGGUGCCGUUUUUCAUUCUCUGUUCGGUCGUUGCCUUCAUAGGACUCAUCGCCCUAGCUUACUUCUACAAUUGUAAUCCACUGGAGACUGGUCAGAUUCUGGAGACGGAUCAUAUUACCAUUCUAUUCGCCAAAGACAUUUUACAACCAACACCGGGAUUAUUUGGAUUGUAUGUAGCGUGCAUUAUGUCAGCCACGCUGUCCACCCUGUCCAGUGGAAUGAACAGUGUGGCAGCCGCGAUCUAUGAGGAUUUUCUGAAGCAGAAACUAGACGGUCGAAUCACCGAUGGAAAGGCUACACUACUUAAUAAGUCUGAAUGUUUUCAUGCGGUCGUUGUUGCGUGCGGAAUCACCUCGACGCUAUUAGCAUUUUCUGCUGCGCCCCUAGGAGGGAUAUUGCGGGUAUGCGUGAGUGUGCUGGGAGCGAUAUCUGGUCCAAUAGUGGGGAUUUUCGUGCUGGCGAUGUUUUUUCCUCGUUCUGGCUUUUAUAGCUGCAUCCUGUCGUUCGUCAUCUCCAACAUUACUAUGGUGUUCAUCUGCAUAGCGAACUACGUCGAAGAUCCUUAUCGCGACGUUUUUCUUCCAACGAAUUCAAGCAUUGAGGGUUGUGGUUCGAGUAACUUCACAGUUCGACACCAACCGCCAUACGACACUCAUUAUGGCGACCCGAACACCAUGUUCAUAUCAAGGAUUUCCACUUACGGUUAUGCCGGUGUGGGAUUUAUUAUUAUGAUGAUUAUCGGUAUAUUAAUUAACUUUGUCAAAACCGAACAGCAACCGGAGAAAAUCCGACAUCUAACUUUUGCCGGCCGGAAUGAGCCUUGGCCGGAAAAGGACUACGAGUAUGACCACUUCAUUUGCGAAGAUAAAGCCGUGUGA
Angiostrongylus costaricensis is the source of this 1644-nucleotide messenger RNA. NCBI's taxonomy places the organism in Eukaryota, Metazoa, Nematoda, Chromadorea, Rhabditida, Metastrongylidae. The record is from the annotation of a GenBank genome assembly.